AUGUCAUAUCACGAGCUCUUGAACGUUAUCGAGUCUAUCGAGGAUGGAUUAUUCGAUUCUCUCAUUGAAUCUCUCAACUCCUUACCGAAUUCCAACACCGAAAAGUGGUGGGAAACGUUGGCCGGAAAAGUGGCUGAUUGCCAGACCGAGUGGAACAAGUGGUACGCCGCGUACCUGGAAUGUGAACGGUUUCUCCAAAAUGAAAACCAAUGGAAGGGCAACGGGCAAUACAGUUAUGUGUUCCUCACUCAGACUGUCACCGAGCUUUGCACUGCUUUGGAAGCACUGGCUCGCUGGACUAAGAAACUCACCACAGUUUCUAAGUUCUUGGCUGAAGGGAGAGAUGUGGAGAUUAUAGACCAAGACCAGACCUCCACUACAGUCACCAAGACAAUCAAAGACGCUCGGGUGGAAGCGGUCAAGAGAAUCUUUACAGUUGCGUGCCGACUUCUGGAUUGUCAACGCUUCAAGGACCUCAUGAAAGGCGAGGAGGCAAAGACACAGAAGCAACUGGAGGAAGUCGAAAGCCGCACCACCGCCGCCGUAGUAGAGGAGAUGCACAGUGCUUUCUAUCUGGAUGUCCUCGGGGCAGAUCUCGGAAUCACCAAUCCCGAAGCGAUGGAGAGGUAUUUGCGAGCACUCCUCCCGCAGUCCUUUGCUUAUAGGCCAUAA
Neurospora tetrasperma FGSC 2508 is the source of this 672-nucleotide messenger RNA. RefSeq lists its product as uncharacterized. The transcript has 4 exons. The record is from RefSeq and is a predicted model, not a curated record. The coding region runs from base 1 to 672 and encodes 223 amino acids. NCBI's taxonomy places the organism in Eukaryota, Fungi, Ascomycota, Sordariomycetes, Sordariales, Sordariaceae.